Molecule: messenger RNA, 873 nt
Organism: Malassezia sympodialis ATCC 42132
Lineage: Eukaryota; Fungi; Basidiomycota; Malasseziomycetes; Malasseziales; Malasseziaceae
Gene: SPP2
Exons: 2
Coding region: 1-873 (290 amino acids)
Biological process (GO): mRNA splicing, via spliceosome
Cellular component (GO): spliceosomal complex
Molecular function (GO): nucleic acid binding
Source: RefSeq, a predicted model, not a curated record
AUGGGUGACAAGGGGGUUACUCCUCGGACCUCAAUUUCGUUUUCCUUAAAACAUGUCCAAACCAAGUCUAAUCAAGCAAAAAGUCGAAUCUUGAUUGAUGCAGAUGCUGAUGAACCUGACACGGCGGCCUCAUCGGAUAUACCCUUGGGUGGUAAGAGGAAACGUGAAGUGCCCGCGGCGCCCACGCCUAAAGUGAUACCUCUUUCAUCUGGAACAGAUUGGCGUGAGGAAAGGAAGCGGAGACUUGGUAUCUUAGAUAACCAUGCCGUCCGACAAGGAUCACCGUCGACGUUACAUUCGGAACCCCAUGGCCCCGAGCGAGCCUUUGAUGAGCCGCAGAAGCAAGGGCUUUUAAUUAUACCUACUAGUCAGUCACGAAACCUUGAAAGAGAAAACACACCUCCUCGAAGCAUUAUCACUUCAGGAGAUGUUACUCCUCCUGCUAUCGACACGGGCGAACAAGACACUACUUCCUCGCAAACUUCAGCUGUGCCUCCAUCGGACGACGACGCCAUUCGCGCGCUUUUGUCCAAUGAACCAACGAAUCGUCUGGGUCAAUCGAAGCUUAUUAUUGAGCAGCCUUCCGAAGAAGAAAUGUUUCACCACGAUGUGGACUCGCGCCCUGAUGAGCCUACGCUACAAGACUAUACAACCAUGCCAGUGGAAGAAUUCGGAGCCGCUAUGCUUCGAGGCAUGGGAUGGAAAGAUGGGUCAGGCAUUGGUCGUGAUCAAAAGGGCCCCAUCCACGCACCUAUGGUACAGCGCCGUGCGGCCUUACUUGGUUUAGGCGCCAAGGAACGCGCCCCCCCGUCUUUCUCGUCGCGAAAGCCAAACGACCAACGGCUCUGCGAGAGAGUCUACCGAUCACCCUAG